This is a messenger RNA of Cuscuta europaea, 2422 nucleotides long. The record is from the annotation of a GenBank genome assembly. NCBI's taxonomy places the organism in Eukaryota, Viridiplantae, Streptophyta, Magnoliopsida, Solanales, Convolvulaceae.
GGAAAAUUAUUUUUCUUGCUCAUCAAUCUCAUUUUUUUAUCGAACACAUACUCUUUCCGCAGCUCAAUAAUUCUAUAAUAAAAAUAAGUAACAUUGAAAUUACUUGUUCUUUUUUCAUAUAAUUUUUGAAAAUAUUUCACUAAUAUUACUUUUGAAAAAGUGAUGAACAAAAAAGUUACCUAGUGGAGUAACUAUUAGUGACUAGUGUUCAUAGUGACUACAUGAUAGUUACUCUCCGUUUUCUAAUUCAUGUCCCUCUUUUCAUUUUGUGUUGUUCUCUAAUGGUUGUCUCUUUUUCCAUUUUUAGAAAAUGUUUUCAAUCAAUAUACCAAUUUACCCUCACUCUCUUUCUUUCUUUUUCAUUUUCUUUCUUAGUUUUUCAUUUAAACACAACGCAUUACACUUUUUACAUUACUUCUAUUAUUUUUUUCUUAAAACUUGUGUCAAAGUGUCAAACCCUAUAGAGACAACUAUUGAACAACAAAGAAAGUACUAUGUAUUAUAAUUAAACUUUGAAUACAAUUGUAUUAACUAAUAAUUACUAAAUCACAUUUUUGUCUACCUUAUUUUAUCGGUAAAAUUACAGGAAAGCUGUCAUUUAAGUUCAAUGCCAAAAGGGAUCUAAAAUUUGUUUUGGACUUUCGUCCUUCCAAAGUCCAAACAAUUCAUCCAACCCUAACACCAAAAGUAUUAAGCUUCCGGCGAGCAUGCUACCGAGAAUUAACUUCUAAUUCCGAUCGCUGGGAAGUUAAUGUUUGACUGCAUCUCUAUUUUCUUCAAAACUAAGGUCCAAAUUACAUGAGGUUUAAGAUCAGAAGCCCAUUCCCUUUUCACCUCAUUAAGGGUUCCUCUGGUUUCUUCUCUAUGCAAGAAAUGACUGCGCUAUGCUGCUAAAUCCGGAAAUCGAGACUUACUGGUCGACUGGUUUAAUUGUAGAUCGGAUACUCUGUUGAGUGUUGAAGGCUUUAUUUACAUACUGCCGAGCUGUUUCAAACUAAUGGCUCGUCGUAGUCGUCGAAGCAAACCUGGGUCGGAUCUAAUAAGUCAACUACCGGAAGAUUUGAAGCACAAAAUAUUGGAGCAUUUGGACACUCGAAGCGCAGCGAAAACUGCUCUUGUCUCCAGGAAAUGGAAGGAUGUUUGGUUGCGGCAUGGUCAGCUUGCCUUUGUUUCGGAAAAUUGCCCAAAUGGAGGCCGUGACGAGGAUGAUUUCAAGUUUUUAGUGAAAACGAUAACUAACGUUCGCCUGCUCCGUACUGGGCCAGUUAAGCGAUUCUCCUUCUCAAUUUACAGCGAGUUCGAUACUCCUGAACAAUCUGAUCUUGAUGUUUGGUGUCUGUUUCUAUCAAGAAAUGGUAUUGAGCAACUUUACCUAGGUAUUCUUCCUCAUCCAGACAGUGAGAAGCUCACAAUACCGUCUUGCAUAAUUUCCUGCCCGACAAUAAAGAGACUGUAUGUUGAGGCUGUUGAUUUUUGUGGCCCAGUUUGUGCUCCACAUGGUAGUAUAUUAUCUGGUGUGACCUCUAUUAUUUUCACCGCUGUUGAGUUUAAGGCCACGGCUAGAGGAAUUGUCCGUGUUAACAUUCCUAAUCUUGAGGAGCUUAUACUAUGUUCCUGUUGUCGGAUUGAAAAUUUUGUGUUCAGUGCUCCGAAACUUAAAAGCCUCACUAUCAUUUAUGCUCAUUCCCGUAUUGAAUUGAAAUGGUUUGAACUUCAUCUUUUAGGGAUCAGGACUCUUUGUUUGACGAUAGACUCAGUUUUGGUAAGAACCUUGCCUUUCAUUUGUGAAUAAUGUUGCGAAAUCUAUAGUUUCCACUGUUGUUAUUGUCUUUGUUUUAUUCAAGGUUAACAUUUGUUUUUACCUUGUGAAGCUUAAACCUGCAAGAAAUAUCCAAGAGUGGUUCCCAACGGCAAUGAAUCUGCAAGUGAUUAAGCUACAUUAUUUUGCUUUUCUCUGCCAUAAGCACAUUGUUCUUGUCAUUCAUUUGCAUAAAAAAUGUCCAAACCUACUGGAACUAGGAAUUGAGAUCGAAUGAUAGAUACGCAGAAAUUUGACGAUAAAGGGAAGUAUAUUAGAUGAAAUUGAUAGACUGAAAAAGAAAGAUACAGUGAGACACUUCGAGCAGUCCCCUCUCCCAAGCCAAAGCCUAUCCCAAUUUCUGCCUACUCCUUCCCUUCCUUCCUUCCCACUCUUAUAAGAUUUCUAUCCUUAAGAGCCGGCCCAAGCUCCUGAAUUACAUGGCCCAAACCCUCACUUGUACACUAACAAAUUAUUUGAUAUUAUUCUAUUACUAUUAUUAACUCUAAUUAGCCCGGUUCCCUAUCAUAUCUCCCCCCUUAGACAACCACCUUGUCCUCAAGGUGGGUGAUAGGAAACAGCCCUAACCAACAUCUUCUUCUUCAUCCUUGCGCCUCUUCCUUC